AUGCUCAAUAGUAAUGUCUUACUACGUACUAGACAGUGUUUUUGUGUGAACUUUGCGAGACCUUUAAGCAUAACUACUUUACAUAGCAGUAAAAAUGUAAGUGUACCUAAUAUCUUCAAAAUUAUUUUUUAGCGAAAUUAUCGGCAGAAGUUCAAAGUGCCAAGUGCCUUCAAAAAGGUGCCUAUAGUUAACAAGACAGUGGAGGACUUGGUAUCACCGGUGGAAGUUAGAGUACGGCAGACGUCAAGCCGGGUGUCUAACUUUGAAAAAGAAGCAGGAAUAAAGCGUCAGGAUGUAUCAUCUAUUCUCGAUAAGUUUUGUCGUCGAGCAGAAGUCAGGGAGCAAGCAGGCGUUAACGGCAUUAACGACAAGUUGUUCAUGAGGUGUUUUUCGGUGUUUAGAGACAGAUGUCUAGACCCUACUCAACGUGGUCCAGCUUUAGAAGUACUUUUAAACGACAUAAAAGACCAUGGCCACAGUGUAGAUCUGUUGUUUCCUCAAUUCUUGGAACAUUCAAAACGGGUUUUUCCUCAUUUGGAAGCAUUAGAAGAACUUAAGCACAUCUCUGACCUAACUCAGCCUCACACUUGGUACGAAGGAACCAGGUCUAUUUACAGGAAAAUUAUUUUUCAUGCAGGUGAGGGUUGUCUUACUUUUAUAUUUUUGUGAAUUUAGGUCCAACGAAUAGUGGGAAGACUUACAAUGCUUUAAAAGCGUUCCGUGAGGCUGAUACUGCAGUUUACUGUGGUCCUCUAAGGUUAUUGGCAACUGAGGUAUUCAGAAAGAGCAACGAACUUGGAGUAGAUUGUGAUUUGGCUACAGGAGAUGACAGACAGUUUGCCAAUAGUAACCACGAGCCAGCGAAGCAUUUAUCUUGUACGGUGGAGAUGUUGUCACUUGAUAUGCAGGUUGAUGUUGCUGUUAUCGAUGAGAUUCAGAUGCUGAGAGAUGACCAACGAGGUUGGGCAUGGACACGAGCUCUGCUGGGUGUAUGUGCUAAGGAAGUUCAUGUUUGCGGAGAACCAGCUGCUUUGGACAUUGUUUGUAAAGUCUUGGAUCCUAUUGGAGAGCAUGUAGAUGUUAGGACUUACGAGAGGAAGUCUCCAUAUUAUGUUAGUAACCAUGCUUUGAAGACUAUAGAGAAUGUACAGGUAAUUUACUAUUAAAAAUAGAUUUUUUUACUUUUUACAGAUUAUGAGAUUGUAACCUGUUUCCAAUAGUAUUAUAUAUUAUAAUGAAAUAUUUAUAGGAUGGAGAUUGCAUCGUAUGUUUUAGCCGGAAGAAUAUCUUGGCCGUGACUAGACAAUUAGAACGCCGAAGUAUCCCAUGUGCUGUUAUCUAUGGGGCUAUGCCGCCUCAAACAAAACUAGACCAGGCUGCUCGAUUUAAUGAUCCUGAUGAUGGAACAAAUGUUUUAGUAGCUACAGACGCCAUUGGAAUGGGAUUGAAUUUGAACAUCAAAAGGAUAAUAUUCUUUUCUCUGAGUAAGGGCAUUUUACUGAUACCUAAUUACCACGCCCUUCAAAUCGCUGGACGGGCUGGCAGAUACGGUACUCAAUAUGCAGUUGGAAAAGUGACAACUUUCUUUGAGAGGGAUUUGGGAUUACUGAAGGACGUUUUGGACCAGCCGGUUAUUCCUAUUCAGCAAGUGGGUAUUGCACCAACUUUCGAGCAGUUCGAGUUGUUUGCUUAUCACUUGCCAAAGGCGUCGUUCGUCAACCUUCUGGAUAUUUUUGUGUCUUUAUGUUUGGUGAGUUUUGUGUUUAAUGUGUCGUACAGUUUUUAAAUUUUGAAAUUAUGUAAGGUUUUUAGGUCAGUGAUGAUUACUUUUUGUGUAACACAGAAGAUAUCCGCGAACUGGCUGUCUUGAUUGAUAACAUACCUCUUGAACUCGCUGUUCGAUUUAACUUUUGUAAGGUUCCUUUGAAGGUCAAGGGUCCUUUGGGUACAUAUUUCCAGAAGAUGGCUCGACGAUAUUCAUCUGGAUUUCCUUUGACAGAAGAUUGGAUGGCACAGAUGAUCGAGUGGCCUGCUAAGCCUGCCGAAACUCUGAAUGACAUUUUAUCGUUGGAAUACAUGUACGAAAUCUUGACGGCUUACGUAUGGCUUGGUUUGAGAUACGAGGUAAAUUGUUGGAUAGGUGUAUUUUCAUAAAAUGCUUUGAUUUUUUAAGACAUAAGUGUAUUAAUUUUAUUGUAAAGCUUUUUUUGAGUAAACUUAAAAUAAUUAUUUUAGCACAUGUUCCCUGACGUGGAUGUAGUGAAGCAGUGGUCGACAGAAGUGGCUGAUCUCAUUGGAGACGGAAUACAACGGCUGAUAUCUUGUCAACCCGAGAAGCAGAGUCGGGUUACUUCAGAAGAGUUUCCAGACGACGAUUCGUGA
Messenger RNA from Bursaphelenchus okinawaensis, 2382 nucleotides. NCBI's taxonomy places the organism in Eukaryota, Metazoa, Nematoda, Chromadorea, Rhabditida, Aphelenchoididae. The record is from the annotation of a GenBank genome assembly.